Hibiscus syriacus is the source of this 1988-nucleotide messenger RNA. Its product is annotated as cytochrome P450 86A8-like. Lineage: Eukaryota; Viridiplantae; Streptophyta; Magnoliopsida; Malvales; Malvaceae. The record is from RefSeq and is a predicted model, not a curated record. The transcript has a single exon. Gene Ontology annotation, molecular function: heme binding; oxidoreductase activity, acting on paired donors, with incorporation or reduction of molecular oxygen; iron ion binding. The coding region runs from base 122 to 1717 and encodes 531 amino acids.
UUUGCCCCAUUUUGAGGUAAGUUGUCUUUUAAAACUUUCCCCAUAAAAAAAGAAAAAGAAAAAAGUCUGUUUCUCGAGAAAAUUCUUUUGGGAGGGGGUUUGGUUUGUUGUAGUUGUGAUUAUGGAUGUAUCGACUGCUCUGCUACUUUUGGCGGCUAUCACAGCUUACCUACUGUGGUUCACGUUCAUCUCACGGUCUCUGCGUGGUCCACGUGUCUGGCCUCUAUUGGGCAGUCUUCCUGGCUUGAUUGAGAACUGUGACCGCUUGCAUGACUGGAUCUCCGACAACCUCCGUGCCUGCGGCGGCACGUACCAGACCUGCAUUUGUGCCGUCCCCUUCUUGGCCAAGAAACAAGGUCUCGUGACGGUCACGUGCGAUCCGAAGAAUUUGGAGCACAUCCUCAGGACCCGGUUCGACAAUUACCCCAAAGGUCCUACGUGGCAAGCCGUGUUCCAUGAUCUGCUCGGUCAGGGCAUCUUCAACUCCGACGGUGACACGUGGCUGUUCCAGAGGAGGACCGCUGCGCUGGAAUUCACGACUAGGACUCUUAAACAAGCCAUGGCUCGGUGGGUGAGUAGAGCCAUCAAGUUCCGGUUCUGCCCGAUCCUCGAAGAAGCUCAAAACAAAACCGAACCGGUCGAUCUACAAGACGUGUUGCUCCGGCUCACCUUUGAUAACAUUUGUGGUUUAGCUUUCGGAAAGGACCCGCAAACAUGCGCCCAACAGCUCCUCGAGAACAGCUUCGCUUCUGCUUUUGACCGAGCCACCGAAGCCUCCCUUCAACGGUUUAUUUUGCCCGAGGUUUUGUGGAAGAUCAAGAAAUGGCUUCGGCUUGGAUUAGAAGCCACCCUGAGCCGAAGCGUUCUCCACAUAAACCACUAUUUAUCCGACGUCAUCGUUACACGUAAGCAAGAACUGCUGAGUCAGCAAAAAGAUGGGAAUCCACACGACGAUUUGCUCUCCCGAUUCAUGAGGAAAAAAGAAUCUUACUCGGACGAGUUUCUCCAACAAGUGGCGCUCAAUUUCAUCCUAGCUGGACGUGACACGUCAUCCGUUGCUCUCUGUUGGUUUUUCUGGCUCAUCACUCAACAUCCAACCGUUGAAGACAAAAUCCUACGUGAAAUCAGCACCGUCCUGAUCGAAACACGCGGCAUCGACACAUUAACUUGGCUUGAUGAACCUUUGGGAUUCGAAGAACUUGAUCGGUUGAUAUAUUUGAAGGCUGCGUUGUCGGAAACCCUGAGGCUAUACCCGUCGGUGCCGCAGGAUUCGAAGCAUGUGGUGGCCGAUGACGUGUUUCCGGACGGAACUUUUGUUCCGGCAGGAUCGUCGGUUACGUAUUCUAUAUAUUCGGUAGGGAGAAUGAAGUCAAUAUGGGGUGACGAUUGCCUCGAGUUCCGUCCCGAAAGGUGGUUAACACUGAACGGGAAGGAGUUCAUCACGCAUGACUCUUACAAAUUCGUCGCAUUCAAUGCGGGACCAAGAAUAUGUUUGGGCAAAGGUUUGGCUUAUCUUCAAAUGAAGUCGGUUGCGGCUGCGGCGCUGUUGAGGCAUAAGCUGACGGUGGCGCCUGGGCAUAAGGUGGAGCAGAAGAUUUCGUUGACUUUGUUUAUGAAAUAUGGUCUUAAAGUAAACGUGCAUGGGAGAGAUUUGGGAGGCAUUGUUGAAAAGAUUAUGAGUGAAGAGAAUUUACAUGGUAAAUGCAACGGCGAAUGAUGGUUUUCAGGGCGGCGCGUGAGUGAGGGUGGAAAACAGAGUUCAAUUCUACUUGGAAGUGGGGGUCAUGCUGACAUGGAGGUUAAUUCAUAACUUUGGCAUAUUCUUUAUAAGCCUUUUAUUUAUUUAUUUUUGUUCGAAAAACAAUUUAAUAAUUAUUGUUUUCUUUUGUGCGGGUUAUUCUAUAACAUUCUUUUAUCAUCUUCUUUCGUUUGUGUAUAUUUCUGCACUUGUUUCUAAUAUUAUUAAAAUAAAAGUGAAUAUUAUUGAC